Molecule: messenger RNA, 6066 nt
Organism: Anopheles funestus (African malaria mosquito)
Lineage: Eukaryota; Metazoa; Arthropoda; Insecta; Diptera; Culicidae
Product: proteasome-associated protein ECM29 homolog
Exons: 9
Coding region: 158-5890 (1910 amino acids)
Biological process (GO): proteasome assembly
Cellular component (GO): nucleus; cytoplasm
Molecular function (GO): molecular adaptor activity
Source: RefSeq, a predicted model, not a curated record
UUUUUUUUCUCCCCGCCUAAUGACAGCUCGUCUGCGAUAUUCCAUCGAUACUUUGUGUGUCGUGAAAAGCAUCGGUUUUGUUUACAGACUACCUAAUAGAUUAGUGGAUAAAAUCAUUACUUAAAAGUUUACUGUUCAACAAGUAUCAAUUGCAAAAAUGGCAGGAAAUCCGAGUGAAGAAUUGGAGCUGUUGGAGCGUGUACUGCUGCGGUUGGGAUUUGCUGAUACGGAUGAGCAGCUGCAGAGUACAGUGACUAAAUUUCUCACACCGGUGUUGAUAAAGAUUACGUCUCCGAAUGAAAACGUGCGAAAGAAGGUGAUGGAGAUUCUAACGCACAUCAACAAGCGGCUGAAGUCGCGCAAUCAAAUACAAAUUCCACUAGCCCCAUUGCUGGCUCAAUAUCAACAGGCCGAUUCAUUGUUUUUGAUUAAUUUCGCCAUCAUCUACAUAACGAUGGGAUUCCCGAGAAUGACGGUGGAAGAACAAACAGAAUUCGCUCCUGUGUUGUUGAACUGCUUAGAAGGAAAGCCGGAAACACACCAGGACAAAAUCCUGAUGCUGGUCCUUCCACUGCUGGGUGAGAUUAAGAUACCGGAGGAUCCGGAGAAACGUUCGGAACUGCUCGGACUGUCAAAUAAACCGCACACAAAGCAGCAGCUCCUAUCCGUGCUAAUGGAUGUGCUGCUUCUACCGUACGGAACGCUUCCCGACAGUGACGUUCCGCCCGGUAUGAGCGUGUACUCCUUCAAACGUGUUACUUCGAAACCGCCCAAAGCGGAGGAGUUGGAACAAUUGAAAAAGGGUAUCGUGCGGUUCCUUUGUGGGGGCAUUUUUUCGGAUCAGGAAAUACUGGCUCAUCUUGUCGUUGCAUCGGCCGAUACGCGAUUCUCCGUUGCGACACCAGCCAUUGGUGAGUUGAAUAAGAUCUGCAGUUCGCUCGAUUGGAACGAUCCGAAGCUAUCCGCACCGCUGUACACACUGUUUUCUGGCAAUGGUUCAAAGCUGCCGGACCGCAAGACAAGCGGUGUGAGCGCGAGAGUACGCCAAAAGUUGUUUCAACAUUUGCUAAAGUGCCGCGGAAAAGGAAUCAUCAUUGCGAACGGGAUACAAGUGAUUUUCGAGUCGCUGUUUGGGGACAAUACGAACCAAAAGUGUAAAGUGUUGGCGCUGCAGUUCGCUUACAAUCUUAUCAACAAUGGCCAGACGGAUCUUAUAAACAAGCUGUCGAAGGUAUUGCUGACGGGAAUCGCCAAAUUGAUCGGUACAUCGUCGGAGGAAACGAAUGAGGUACAGAAUGCGGCGUACAGUGCGAUGGCACAGUUGGCCAUCGUGUGUCCUGCUACCGUGAACGAGGACAUUCAGCUCGUUGGCGAGUACUUUACACAUCUGCAGCAGGCUCCGGUAGAACUGCAUUCAUCCAUUCGUGAAGCGUUGGUUGCGCUAGCCCAAGCAUUCGAUUGGAGAAAGCAAGUCAAUUCCACUGCAGCGUCGGGAACGACGGUUAUGGAGACUGAGGACGCCGAUGAUAAGCCGGGUACAUCGAAAAGAAAGCUCGUUGCUUCGGCGGGACACUUCGUACCGAAUGCAAACCAACAGCUGUUGCUUGCACUGCUCGGUGAAAAGGCAGAAUCGAAGCUGACGAUUGUGCAGAAUGUGACCUCGGUGUACUUAACGACCUGCUUUCCCGAUUACUACGUGCCUUCGCGCUACUUGCUGCUGAUUAUAUGCGGCGAAAGUUCGCAGCUGCGCGAAAUGAUGACGACCUAUCUGUACGGUGUGUCGAAGAAAGAUCACAUCAAUUACGGUGCCAUCCGGUCCGUGAGCAAUUUCGAUCGUUCGAAGCAAGCGGAAUCGUCCGAUACGAAGCAUCUCGUGCUACCUUCGUUCCGUGAGAUGGUGGAGUACGUGGCAUCGAAAUCGGAGCGCAAAGUGGCAACAGUUGUCGAUCGGAUGGGGUACGGUAAGGUGAAGCUACCGUACGCUUUUGAUACGUACAUAGAGAUAUUGGAAUAUUUGCGUAUAUGUUUGCUGCUCAAUGCGGGCGUUACUUCCCAUCCCAGUGACGAUGAAACUUUCUUCAAGUUGACUGCUUUUCUGCGGAAGAUGAUCGCCGACGGACACCGGGACACGAUUGUAAAGUAUAAUGAUCUCGUACGCCGGUUGGUGAUCGCUCGUAAGGGAAUUAGCGAGCUGACGGGUCUUUACGAUCUGGUAAACUGUAUCCCGGACGCACUGGUGGAAGAAAAUCGCGAUCUUUUGCUAACGCUGGAAGGAUCGCUGAAGGAAACUUCGGAACCGACGCGUGUGCUGAUCGCCAUGGUGUACGGUGUGUUGCUCGCGUACGUUAGUGACGAUGCCGAAUUUGAUCGACAGGUACGGGAGUUACUAACACUUGGUAACAAAUCGCUCGAAACACGGCAUGGUUCGAUACUGGCCGCUGCGCAUGCCGUUCACCGUAAAUUGUUGCUGAAGAAAAAAGAAACGCGUUCACCUGUGAAGGAGUGGGCAAUUCUGAAGGAAUUCAUUGGAUUGCUAGUUUCUUUGCUACGUGAUCAACAAUCGUUGUUACAAUCGGCCGCUAUUCGAAGUUUAUCCCUGAUAGGUUCAUCUACCGUUCUACCACUGCCGGAGGUAGAGGGUAUGGACACGGAUGAUGGUGAUGCAGAGAGCAGUAACAAAAAGACAGUUACGACGAAAGCAUCCCUGAUGGAAACACUCCUAACGCUGUUACAGAGUGGACAUACGAAGGCAAAAAUUCGUGAAGACGCUGCACACUGUCUGGGAUAUCUUGCAGUCGGUGAUCAGCAGUACUACGCCCGGAAUGUGUUGGAGCGAUUCUUAGGGAUGUUGAAGAUGACCAAAGAUCCAGCACUGCACAUUGCGAUGGGGCAAGCGAUCGCCUAUACAAUGCAGGGCCUUCCCAAGGGCAGUCAGAACACGGACGUCGAUGAAAAGGUUGGAAAUGUGAAUGAUGAAACGCUUACCUGGUUCCUAAUCGAGCUGGUAAAGCAAGUCAAUGAAACGCACGCGUACUUAAAGCAGGCCUGUGCCGUCUGGUUGCUGGCCAUUGUGAAAAAUUGCACCCACCGAAGUCCGGUGCGUGAGAAGCGGCAAAUUUUGCAGCUCGCCCUAACGGAUCUCCUCUCGGAAGAUAAUGAACUCGUGCAGGAUGUAGCAUCGCGUGCAAUGGGCAUUAUAUUUACGCUCACCGGAGAUGCGGAGCAGGAAGAGAUGUCGAAUCUGUUGCUCGAUCAGCUUAUCGGUGGCCGUCGGCAAGUGCAGAAGGUGGUCGAGGAUACGAAGCUUUUUGAGGAAGGCGUUCUCGGCAAGACUCCCAUGGGUGGUAAUCUAUCAACGUACAAGGAGCUUUGUGCUUUAGCGUCUGAUCUGAACAAACCGGAGAUGAUCUACCAGUUCAUGCAAAUCGCUAACCACAACGCUACGUGGAAUAGUAAGCUGGGCGCAGCGUUUGGUCUGCAGUCUAUUUCAAAGACAACCAAACUGAAGAUGGAACCAUACCUGGGGAAGAUUGUUCCACGCCUGUUUCGAUACAAGUAUGAUCCGACACCGAAGAUCCAGAACUCGAUGAUCAGCAUCUGGGACUCAGUGGUGACCGAUUCCAAAGCCACGAUCGAACUGUACUAUUGGGAGAUUCUGGAGGAUGUGACGCAAAAUUUGACCUCGUACGAAUGGCGUACCCGUAUCGCAUGCUGUCUUGCCGUGCGGGAUCUAAUAAAACGCGCUGCCGGAUUAAAGCUACGAUCAGAUGCUGUGGGUAGGAGUAAAGGUGUGGACAUGCCUUCCACCAGCAUGGAUGUAGAUGAUCGCCCAAGUGUACCGGAACCCGAAUUGCGUUAUUUAUGGAGCCAACUGUUCCGUGUGAUGGACGAUCAGCACGAAGGCACGCGUUUGGCAGCGGAAGGAACGGCAAAUGCGCUGAGCAAGGUGUGUGUGGUGGCCGCAUCGAGCGAUCACAACAAAUCGGCAAUGAAUGUGGCUAGCUCGAUCAUCCCGCUGCUGUUGGAAACGGGCGUUACACACACGGUCGCCGAGAUACGCAAGCUUAGCAUUCGGACGCUAUCGGAACUGAUCGAUUCGGCGGGUGCGCUUAUACUGCCCCAUUUGACGAGUCUGGUGCCCUGUUUACUGCAAGCCACUGGUGAGCUGGAUUCGGUCAAGCUUGCCUAUCUGUCGACGAUGGUUUCGGGGCAAGCGGGUGGCGGUACGCAGGAAACAAUCGAUUCGCUGCGUGCCGAAGCGGUCAAGCAGCAUUACACGAUGGAAACGUUAACGAAAUGCAUCCGGCAUAUUGAUUAUGGUACACUGGAACGCAUGAGUCCGGCCGUGCUGGAUCUGGUAAAGUCGAGCGUUAAUCUCGGCACCAAGGUGGCCUGUGCUCACUUCAUUUGUCUGGUUAGCAUACACCUGGGGCAGGAGAUGCAACCGCUGACGAGCAAAUAUUUGGGCGCGUGCUUCAGUGGAUUGACCGAUCGCAAUGCGACGGUGCGGCGCUAUUAUGCGUCUGCUAUCGGGCAUCUGAUCGGGACGGCCAAAGAGCAAUCGAUCGAGCGAUUGUUCGGUAAGCUGGAGGAGCUAUAUUUCGAGCAGCAAGCGUCCCGAUCGAAGGCAGUCCCGCUUACGAUACAGGCAAUCAACAAACGGCACCAGGAGGUGCUGAAGGAUUACAGCGCGAAUGUGCUACCGUUGGUGUUUUUUGCCAUGCAUGAAGAGAUCACGGAAGACACUCGAUCAACGGUGGAGUUGUGGCAGGAGCUGUGGCAUGACAUCAACACCGGUGAUGCCGGUUUGCGCAUGAAUCUAGAAGCGAUCGUAACGAUACUUGAAACGAACCUCAACAAUCCAUCAUGGUUGCUAAAAGCGCAAGCCGGUGCUGCUACGAAUACGCUAGCAGCGAAGCUUAGCGCCACGUUGGACGAUUCGGUGCGAUGUCGCUUAAUCGAACUGAUUCUGAACAAUGUAAGCGGACGAACGUUUCAGGGCAAGGAGCGACUGUUGCAAGGUUUGGCCAGCCUAUGCAAGAAGCUGGACCAGAAAACGACGAACCACGCCGAGCGGAUAGUCGAUGCAGUGAUGAAGGAAUGUCGAAAGGAAGAACCGAUCUACCGUACCCAUGCAUUACGGUCCCUUGGCAACAUUUUGGACGAACUGAAGGUGGAUCGUUUCGAGGAGGUGUAUAACAUGGUAUGGCAUCUGCUCGAUAAACAGCAGCAACAGCAGGAUUCCGAUGGUCCGGGAGAGAGUGCAUCGGGAACAGAAUUUGUCCCUCUAGAGGAACGUAACAAGCAGAUACUGAUUUCCGUACAGUUAAAGGAGACGGUUUGCGAAACGCUGGGAAAAGCUUGGCCCGAGUACUCCAUCGAAACGCAACGGCGCUACCAGCGGAUGUUUGUCGAAAAGUGUGUUCAGUGUUUGAAGCUAAAUACACGCCCAGUGCAGUUGUGCUUGCUACAGGCACUUGGUCGGUUUCUGGAGCGUUUGCAUCUGCUGCGAAGCAAGGUUGACGAUGUUGCCGAAGGAGAAAGCGAUAGUAUCGUUGGAGGAUCGAGUUCCGCUUCGGGAGAGAAUCGAGAGAAGAAGGCAAAGGUCGAAAUGGACGGUAAAGAUGGAAGCGUCCUGGAGACUAUAUGUCGUAUUGUGCUCUCAGCGAUCGUUGAUGUGUCGGCCAUACCUCACACCGGUCUCAAAAAGGAAGCGCUGAAUGUGAUGCUUAUAUUGUCGAAAAAGUUGAAAGCAAAAGAUUCCGGCACGGUCGAUCUGGAGCUUGGUUUGGUACGACAAACGUUUGCCCAGAUUCUUCAGCAGCUGCAAAAAGAUAGCGCUCCGGAAAUUAAAUGCCGGCUGAAGGAUUUGGAAGAUAAACUAAAGUAGAAAGGUUGUCGUUUGAAGCAAUUAGCUUCUAUCGAGUACCGAGAUUGAUUGUAUGAUAAACGUUUGCGAGUGUUUGCGAUGGUGGUGAUUGGAAAUAAGAUCACAUAAUAAAGCACGACACGUAUGUCGUGGGACUGUUUUACAUCUAAAUAAACAAGCGUGUUGAUAGAAUUUUA